UGGGCUUUGGUUGAUGGACAAAAACAUAACAUAAAUAAACGACAUCGACUCCUAUCACAACACUCGAACAGAAGAACGGAGAAGACAUAUAAACAUAACACAACCAUAGUACAACAACUUGAAACAAACAAUAAACUCCUCCCUCUCACCGAUUAUCAAGGUCAAAUCAAAUUAUACAAAACUCACCCUAAUUUCUAGGGUUUUCAUCUCCAAAUUUCACAAUUUCAAAAUUUAUGGUCUUGCAGACUUUAAUAUAACAGAUAGACGGCAGAGGGAAUAAUUUUUUUGGUUGUCACAUUACUUCCUUUUGAAUUGUAUGACUGUGUUGGGUUUUCAUUAUGAGUGGUACGCCUAAGAGAUCUCACGAAGAGUCUGUUCACCCAUCUUCAAAACACCCGCAGCUUGAAGAUGCGGCUGGUGCAUAUUCCAAAUUGGUGUCGUCGUCAGUUUCAAAUGAGUAUCAUAUGCCUUAUGAUAUAGGUCAGGAUUCGCGGGCAGCAAAAGUACCUCGUGAUGCAGAUAGAAGAUCUCCUCUUCAGUCAUUGUAUAGGAUACCGUCAUCUUCUAAUGAUCCUCAUGCCGAUCAUCCUAUUGGUCCCGAAAACAGGUUAGAAUCAAGGGAUUCAAAGGACAGUAGAGAUCUCCGGUUUGAGAAUCGUGAUACAAAAACAGAGAAGAAGGAGUUGUUUGGAGAAGCAAGAAGGGAUCCUCAGAUUGCUAAAAACGAAAAGGAUGUGCGUGUUGAAGGUAGAGGAGAUGACAACAAGGAUGUGAGACAAGAUCGAGAUAGUCAUAAUGAUUUGAAAGGUGAUAUUAAGACAGAAAAGGAUGGUUAUAAUGUGGUUAGUAGCGUCCACUUGGAUUGGAAAGAUUCGAAAGAAUACCAUAGGGGAAAAAGAUAUUCUGAUGCUCCCGGCGGGAGUUUGGACCCCUGGAAUAUGUUACGUGGCAGUACUCAAGGUUCACAUGAGGUUGGAAAGGAAAGUUCGACAGCAGAACAAAGGGAAUACGGCGGGGAAGCUCAUGAAGCUGUUGGAGAGAACAAAAUUGAUUCUAAAGGUGAUGACAGAUCUAAAGAGAAAGAUAGAAAAAGAAAGGAGGUGAAGCAUCGGGACUGGAGUGAGAAGGAAAAGGAAAGAAGUGAUCGUAGAAAUAGUGCACAAGUUAGCAACACGAGUACUGACUGCAAAGAAUCAGUGAACGAUCGUAGAAACAAUGCACAAGUUAGCAACACGAGUACUGACUGCAAAGAAUCUGUGAAGGAAGAUAGAGAUGUCGAAAGGUGGGAGAGGGAGAAAAAAGAUCUUCCCAAAGAAAAAGAAAAUUUAAAAGAGAGGGAAAAGGAUCAGAUGAAGAGGGAAUCAUGGAAUGGAGCCGAGAAAGAUGUUUCAAAUAACGAGAAGGAACCUGUUGAUGGAUCAGCUAAGCUGCCUGAAGGAGAAACUGUGUUACCGGAGCAGAAGAAGCAAAAAGAUGUUGAUAGCUGGAAAAAUGUUGAUAGAGAAGCUAGAGACAGGAGAAAAGAAAGGGAUGCUGAUUUAGUAGGAGACAGGUCUGAUAAGCGUAGUAGGUGCUUUGACAAGGAAUCAGAUGAUGGGGAAGGGGCUAUAGAAAAGGAUAGGGAUGUCUAUAACUAUAGUGGUCAGCACCGCAAGAGGAUACAAAGAUCACGGGGGAGUCCCCAGGUGCCUAAUCGGGAGCCUCGUUUUAGAUCCCACACCCAAGACAAUGAAGGGUCUCAAGGUAAAAUAGAGGUUUCUUUUGUUGUUUACAAAGUUGGUGAAAGCAUGCAAGAGCUGACAAAGUUGUGGAGGGAAUAUGAAUCUUCUCAAUCUCAAAUUGAAAGAAAUGGUGAAAGCUCUAAUAGUGGCCCCACUCUGGAAAUUCGGAUUCCGUCCGAGUAUGUUACUGCUACAAACCGCCAAGAUGCUCUGAGACAUCAAUAUCCAUAUUCUGCCAAUAAUCUGGUCAGAGGUGGCCAGCUUUGGGGAACUGAUGUGUACACAUAUGACUCAGAUCUUGUUGCUGUUCUCAUGCAUACAGGUUACUGUCGCCCUACAUCAUCUUCGCCACCUGCAGCCAUACAAGAACUGCGUGCAACCAUUCGGGUGCUACCUCCAAAAGAUUGCUAUAUUUCUACAUUGAGAAACAAUGUGCGUUCACGUGCUUGGGGUGCUGCAAUUGGCUGCAGUUAUCGAGUGGAACAGUGUUGCAUUGUGAAGAAAGGAGGUGGAACUAUUGUUCUUGAACCUUGCCUUACUCAUACAUCAACAGUUGAGCCCACCCUUGCUCCAGUGGCUGUGGAGCGGACAAUGACUACCAGGGCCGCAGCUUCGAAUGCAUUGCGGCAGCAAAGAUAUGUUCGGGAAGUUACUAUUCAGUACAAUCUUUGCAAUGAGCCCUGGAUCAAAUAUAGUAUAAGCAUUGUAGCUGACAAGGGUCUAAAAAAGCCUCUCUACACAUCUGCUCGAUUGAAAAAGGGAGAAGUUUUGUAUUUGGAGACGCAUACAUCCAGAUAUGAGCUUUGUUUUGCUGGAGAGAAAAUGGUCAAGGCUACACCAGCAACUCAGUCGCAUGACCCAGGCGCAGAGAAGUCUCAAAAUCACCACCCACAUUCUGCAAAUGGUGAAAAAAAUGAGUCUGAUCAAGUCAUGAUUGAUGCGUACCGGUGGUCUCUUUGUAAGAAGCCUCUGCCACAGAAAGUGAUGCGUGUGAUUGGCAUCCCUCUGCCUCUUGAACAUGUUGAGGUGUUGGAGGAGAACUUGGACUGGGAAGAUGUACAAUGGUCACAAACUGGUGUUUGGAUUGCUGGAAAAGAAUAUCCCCUUGCACGGGUGCAUUUCUUGUCAAUGAAUUGAUUUUAUUUUUUGGGGGAUAUUAUUUACGUUGUUUUACGUUUUUUUGGGAGUGAUGGUGGGAUGAGAUAAUUAGUAUAUUAUUAAUUAAUGUACUUUAUUUGGAAAAAUAUUGUUUCGUGUAACUUAAGCAGUCGUUGUUUAUGUGGGGCAUGGUUAUUGAGACCAAUAAAAAUUUCUUUACAUUGUGAAUAUAUAUUUUUUAUUAAACA
Cicer arietinum (chickpea) is the source of this 3067-nucleotide messenger RNA. The record is from RefSeq and is a predicted model, not a curated record. NCBI's taxonomy places the organism in Eukaryota, Viridiplantae, Streptophyta, Magnoliopsida, Fabales, Fabaceae.